UUGGAUGGGGUGAUGGAGCCCCAACUUGACCGACCGGGUUCCGAAUUGGACGGUGUUGCUCGGACAGGGGCUAACAAGCCCUGGAGAGACCGACCAGAUUUUCCCUAGCACUUAGCAAACUUGGCUAAGUGAAGGGUGUGAGUAGAGACCUGGUCGGAUGGGGUGAUGGAGCCCCAACUUGACCGACCGGGUUCCGAAUUGGACGGUGUUGCUCGGACAGGGGCUAACAAGCCCUGGAGAGACCGACCAGAUUUUCCCUAGCACUUAGCAAACUUGGCUAAGUGAAGGGUGUGAGUAGAGACCUGGUCGGAUGGGGUGAUGGAGCCCCAACUUGACCGACCGGGUGCUGCAUUGACGCUUGUAAAGCCCGAGAGGGUGGCUUUGAGCUAGGCGCCAGUGGCCUGCCACAUGGCGCUUCUCAGCUGGGUAGUGGAGUUGGAUGGAACUUUCUGGAAAUUUUGACGUUUCAUCUUCCAUUGGCCAUGUGGAGGCACCUGAUAGGUUGGUGGAGAGACGCGUCCCGAGGCGCGCCUAUAUAUUUGUACGGAGAGGAGAGAGAAUUCAUUUGUGCAAAAUCUUCUAAAAAAUUCUUCACUUUCUCUCUCUAAAAGCUCUCGCUUCUCUCUAAGUUUCUGCAAUUUCUCCGGUUUCCGUCGUCCGACCAGGUACGCUCUUGCUUUUUUAGUUUAAUUUCGCUUUUUCUUUUCAAUAACCUCGGCCGACUCCCUUGUCAAUACAAUAAUGGGAGAAUCGUCCGAGUCGGUGACACCUCCGACCUCACCUCCCUACAAUCGGUUCGAGGAGGUGAGGGGGAUGGGAAUAACGUUGGUGUCGACCUUAAUAAGUUGCCCCGACCCCUCGGCCGUUCCUGACGCGGUUCUGCUUCCGAGCCCCUCAUCGUCACUAGAGGAAGAGGCCGAGGACGCUGUUCCCUUCCCUUGGGAAGUGUCCCUGGCCUUUUCUUCUAAAGCCAGUUACUUAGAUAAAUACCUUGCUGAUGGUGUAGUGAGGGUGACGAUGUCGGAUAGCGAAGAUGUGUCAACCUCUGGCCGACCGGAGUUUCCUGACCCGGAUCCGAAGGGAGGACCGGGAUCUAAGUUUCCGCUCCCUGCUAUAAUGAAGGCCAUCCUUGAGGACCCGAGGGGGCAGGCUGCAAGGUUUCAGAUAAGGGACCCAUAUAUGCUUGUCCGACCAGAGGCCCAUCAUACCGUUCUCACUCCCCCUCCGGGCUGUACCGCGGUUUAUUAUAAAUCCAUGGAGAUGGGACUCCGGUUUCCAUUGACAUCUUUUGUGAAGGAGCUCCUCAAUGCCUAUAAUCUGUGUAUAAGCCAAAUCUCUCCGAACUCUUGGGGGAGUAUCGUUGCUGUUCAGACAGUAUGUGCCAUGCUGAGCGUCCGACCAACCAUUAGACUUUGGCGUAAUAUGUUCAAGCUGGUCGAGAUGUCGGCUGGAGACAACGGUCCAGGUUGGUGGUAUUUCCAGGCCCGACAGGGGUACAAGGUAGUGCUCGACCUGCCCACGUCUCAAAAGGGCUUUAGGAGGGAGUUUGCCUUCGUGUUUUUUGGAGGGGACUGGGGUAUCCCCACAGUCCGACCGGAUGUCGAGCCCAAUCAUGAACUUAAUUUCAGGGUUCCGGAGAUGUCCGAAGAGGAAGCCAUUGCGGCCAUUUACCUACAAACCGAGGCCCAAAUUGUUCAAGGGGGGGAGGUUUAUGUUGCCAGCAACUGGAUACCGAGCUGCCGCUUGUUCAAGAGCGAGCACUUGCUGUCGGCGGUCGGGCUAAGCCGGACAUUUCCCAGGGGUAAUCGGCCGAGGGGGUUGUUUAACUUGUUUUUUGUUUGCACUUGCAAUUUCUCAUACUUGGUUGUUUUUGCAGCUUGCUCUUUGACACGUCUUUUGGAAUCCGACCCGGAAAUGGCUGAAAAGUUGAACUAUGCGGCGAUGAGGGCGGCCCAGCUCAAAGCUGAGUUGAAGGCCAAGAAGAUCGGAGUUCCCAACCCUCCAAAGGAUCCGUCGAAGCCCAAAGCUUCGAAGAAAAGGAAGGAGCGGGAUCCACAUAAGGUGGCCAAGUCCGAGAAGGCGCUGGCCAAGGCUCAGGAGGAAAAGGCUAAAAAAGCCAAGUCCGUUGAAGUUAAUAGUCCCCGACCGGAGGAGCGGGCAGACAGGUCUGAGGGGACUCGGAUUUCGGUCCACUCUGAGGACUUCCGACCGGUUCGGAGCCCUCAGUAUACACCGGCCACCCCUCGCCAUCAUGAUGACCCCGAGGAGCUCAACCUCGCGCUGGCCAAACCGUUUGCCGAAUUGGAUGCCCACGGGCUCGACACCCGCUGGAUGAAUGCGGUCGAGUGCCUGUACAGUCCCACCGACCGGGAGUACAUUGCACAGUCCAGUGGCCCGGAGGAGACGAACGACCUCUUCCGCAGCUGGGUUGAGGUGAGCCCUUUUUGCUUUUAACUUCGCGAUUUUCUCUUGCCAAGUACUGAACCUUUUUUGUUAUUGCAGUUUUCCGCUCGGCUGGUUAACGUGGCUCGGAAUAAGGUGCACCUGGCCGACAAGGUCUCUGACUUGGAGACACGAGGCAAGAAGCACUACGAGGAGCUCCGCGCUGCUAAGGAGGGCCAAAGGAUAGCUGAGGCCGACCUCGUC
This is a messenger RNA of Beta vulgaris subsp. vulgaris (sugar beet), 2646 nucleotides long. RefSeq lists its product as uncharacterized. The transcript has 2 exons. The coding region runs from base 742 to 2454 and encodes 570 amino acids. The record is from RefSeq and is a predicted model, not a curated record. Lineage: Eukaryota; Viridiplantae; Streptophyta; Magnoliopsida; Caryophyllales; Amaranthaceae.